Messenger RNA from Diabrotica balteata, 356 nucleotides. The record is from the annotation of a GenBank genome assembly. NCBI's taxonomy places the organism in Eukaryota, Metazoa, Arthropoda, Insecta, Coleoptera, Chrysomelidae.
AAUUAAAGGUGGUUGGUAGGGCAAACGUGAAGAUAAAAAUCAUGCUUAAUUAUAUAGCAACGCGGUCUGUAUCAUUUACUCCGCGAAUGUCACAUCGGUUGAUUAAAUUUAGAUAUGGACUUGCUAAAACCCAGCAGGCCCAACCGGCAGCAGCUUCCAAAAGUGGAAUCCAAGGGGGUCAGCAAGCACAGGGACAGGGAGCAGUACUUUGGGAUUUCGAAUUACCCCCUCGAUUUAGAAGAAAAGCUAUCGAUGACAGCGAAAUAGCCGUAAUUAACAAUGGUGGGCCUUUGUAACUUAUUAGGAUAUAAAUAGUAUUACUUUUAAUUAUAAAUAUAAAUAAAUAUUUAACAAUU